Didymella exigua CBS 183.55 is the source of this 756-nucleotide messenger RNA. RefSeq lists its product as uncharacterized. The transcript is spliced from 3 exons. The record is from RefSeq and is a predicted model, not a curated record. NCBI's taxonomy places the organism in Eukaryota, Fungi, Ascomycota, Dothideomycetes, Pleosporales, Didymellaceae. Bases 1 to 756 code for a protein of 251 amino acids.
AUGAAGUUCAUCAGCGCUGUCCCCGUUGUCGCCAGCCUGGCGGCCGCCCAGAUGCAGGUCAUGAGCCUCGCGCCGGCUGCUGCCAGCGGGCCCGCUACACAUACCGUUUCACAGGUCGUCGUCGGUGGUCUCAUACCCGUGGAAACAGGCAUGGCGCCCGUGCUGGGCUACCGCCCUGAGGCCAUCACCGCCAACGUCGGCGACGUCGUCGAGUUCCAGUUCAUGCAGAAGAACCACACCGCCACACAGUCGACCUUCGCCGAGCCGUGCAAAGCCAUGGAAGGUGGCAAAGACAGCGGGUUCAUGCCGAAUCCGGAGGGCAAGGCGGGUGUGACGUGGAACAUGACCGUGGAGACUACAGAUGCGAUAUGGAUGUACUGCAAACAAUCCCAAGGAGAGCACUGCGGCAAAGGCAUGGUGUUCAGCAUCAACGCCAAGUUCGACGGCGACAAGACAAUGGCGCAGUUCAAACAGCUCGCCAUCAACACAAACGGCACCACGCUCAAGGACAGCGCCAUCCAGAACGUCAACCCCGCCGCCGCCGCUGCCCCGUCCACCGUCACCGUCUUGGCAGGCGACGGCGCGCUCGCGACCGCCAGUGGAAGCGGGGCGCUGGCCUCCGCCACCGUCGUCGCGGGCAGUGGCACCGAUGGUGCAGGCCAGACGUGCACGUGCAGCUGCCUGUGCGGUAUGAACAGCUUCCCCGCGAGCGCGGCGGUGAACAACUUCGGUGGCUUCGCCGGUAUGAUCGGAUAG